CGUGUGCUGGAGAGAGAAGAUAACUCCCAAGUCUGUUGCUGUUGUGGUCCCUCGUUCCGGCGAUUCGGUCGGUUGUCUUUUAUCAGUUCAGAUCCUAGCCUCAAUUCUCAACAGAAAAACUCGUGAACGCUCGUAAAUAUUCAUCAAAAUUUACUUUAUUUUAUAAAUUAAUUAUCUUAAUUAUUUAUUUACAAUCAUGCGGUAAUUUAUUUAAUAUAUUUAUUUUAAAUAAACUCAUCAGCAACGUGGUUUAUUUUGUCUCGCAAUUCGAUUAUCGAUUUGUGUAGCGUCGUAGGUAACCGUUGGAAAUAAUUUCUUUUUGGGUCCUGGCUAGCGUGUGCAAGAGUUUACUUUUUCAUUUACCGGCAACAAUUAUUUAUUAGCACAUUUUAUUGAGAAUGGCGACAAUAAGAAUUUACGAGGACCAAGAAAAUCGAAUUGCCGAGACAAAACGCAAUAAAGAUAGUAGUCUAGGACUCAAGGAUCACAAUCAACAAGGUCAGCCGGGGUUACAACAUCAAAAACGUGCUGUUUUGGGCGUCCUUCAUAACAACUGUCAUAGGAACAAACCUGAAAUCACAAAAGAUGACAAAUACACAAAAGCAAAAGCUUACAUCCCGCCACAACUGGAAUACAAAGUGUUUGAGGACAAGCGUGAUGCGCCGUUCAAGAUCUACGAAGAAAAAGUUGAAGAAAAGCAGCAUCAGCACCAACAAAAGACGGUGGUGUUCCGAGAUCACGAUACUCAGGUGCAAGUAAACCGCGUGACCGAGAUAACUUCAUCGAGCACAUCAACAGUCUCGAUAAAAGACAAUGAACGUCGUCCAGUAUUGGAAGUUAACCCAGUCAGUAUUGUCUCAACGUAUCGUCCAGUUCUUCAGGAAAUACCAGACCUCACGAUCGAGCUGUGUAAACGCACUGAUGAGUAUCAUCCAGGCAGCCCGAUGUCCCUGGACAAAUCAAUAGCUUCGAUGAUGUCUAUCGAGUCGGCUAAAAAAGAAUUGAGGAAUAACAAACGCGAUGGUAUAAAAACACUUAAGAAUAAUUUCUAUGAUGUUGAUGAAUAUCGAGCGGAUAUUUACAAUUACUUGCGCAUUGCUGAGACUCACCAUCGACCGAAACCAGGCUACAUGAAGAAACAACCCGACAUCACCUACGCGAUGCGUUCAAUUCUCGUCGACUGGUUGGUCGAGGUAGCUGAAGAGUACCGCUUACAGUCAGAAACCCUUUACUUGGCUGUAUCCUACAUUGACCGUUUCUUGUCCUACAUGUCGGUUGUUCGUGCUAAACUCCAAUUAGUCGGUACAGCAGCCAUGUUCAUUGCUGCAAAGUACGAAGAAAUUUACCCCCCAGAUGUUGGUGAAUUUGUUUACAUUACUGAUGACACGUAUACAAAAAAACAAGUCCUCAGGAUGGAGCACUUGAUACUCAGGGUUCUGUCUUUUGAUUUAACUGUACCAACGCCGUUAGCUUUCAUUAGGGAUUUAUGUAUCAGCAAUAAUUUGUCUGACAAAAUUUUGUAUCUAGCCAUGUACUUAUGUGAAUUAUCUAUGCUGGAAGCAGACCCGUAUUUACAAUUUUUACCAAGCCACCUUGCAUCUUCGGCAGUAGCAGUUGCGCGUCACACACUCCAAGAAGAAGCAUGGCCGCAUGAAUUAGAAUUAUCAACAGGCUACAAUUUGAACGAUCUGAAAAAAUGUAUCAAGUACUUAACCGACACAUUUAGUAACGCUCAAAAUAUCCCGCAGCAAGCCAUACAAGAAAAAUACAAAAGCAGUAAAUACGCGCACGUAGCAUUACUCUUACCACGUUCCACAGAGGUAUUAGCGUACGAUGAUGAUGAUUCUGAAAGCGCUUGAUUAUUAAUUAUUGGUAGCUGAGUAAUUUUUAUAAUUAAUUUUUAAUUAAUUAAGUGGUUAAAUGGUUGUACUAACGAACCUCGAUGUCUUUGGAGGGAAUUUUGCCUUUUUUUUUUUAAUUUACCCAAGACUGGUCAGCUACUGUAAUCAUCGAUACUUUAAUUACUUUUUUUUUUUUAUGAAAAAAAAAAUAAUUGAAAUUGUCUUAGUA
Molecule: messenger RNA, 2070 nt
Organism: Cotesia glomerata
Lineage: Eukaryota; Metazoa; Arthropoda; Insecta; Hymenoptera; Braconidae
Gene: CycA
Product: cyclin-A1
Exons: 4
Coding region: 399-1859 (486 amino acids)
Biological process (GO): regulation of cyclin-dependent protein serine/threonine kinase activity; mitotic cell cycle phase transition
Cellular component (GO): nucleus; cyclin A2-CDK2 complex; cytoplasm
Molecular function (GO): cyclin-dependent protein serine/threonine kinase regulator activity
Source: RefSeq, a predicted model, not a curated record